Armigeres subalbatus is the source of this 4677-nucleotide messenger RNA. RefSeq lists its product as uncharacterized. Bases 1075 to 3252 code for a protein of 725 amino acids. The transcript is spliced from 6 exons. Lineage: Eukaryota; Metazoa; Arthropoda; Insecta; Diptera; Culicidae. Gene Ontology annotation, biological process: regulation of potassium ion transport; regulation of muscle contraction. Gene Ontology annotation, cellular component: striated muscle dense body; plasma membrane. The record is from RefSeq and is a predicted model, not a curated record. Gene Ontology annotation, molecular function: potassium channel regulator activity.
AGGAAACAGCGGAAAAGUCAUCUCUCCAAAGCGUGCACAGAGGCACACAUCAAUCCAAAGGGGUGUCCCACCCACCCAGUGCGCCCCCAAGGUGAUGUUCAUAUUCCUUUGAUCUCAGGCGUUGCCAUAGUGCUACCACCCUACUAGAGGGAAAACCAACUUCGUGGGUGCUAGUGAGUCUACUUUAGCCAGAAUUAAUUUAUAAAUUAUAGAAUGACUCUGUAAAUUGAAUGUGUUCUAUUCGUCGUGCGUGUGAUGCCAGGUCGUCAUGUAAUUGAGCAUCAUCAUCAGCAUCACCGAGGAUACCUCUAUUCGUGUGCCAAUCUCAAGGCCAAGCAGCAGCAAACACGUAAAAUGUGUCCCCAUUCGGUACGAAGCAAUGCGUAAAAAUGGAAGCAAAAGGCAAAAAAUUAAUGAUUCGAAGAAAACAGCCUUCAGGUUGACUAUCUGUGUUCGUACGGCGGUAGCGAUGGCAGUGCAGUGGUGAAAACUGCAGCAGUCAAGUGCUUAUCCGCGGAUCAAAUUACUGCAACUCCUAAUUUUCUCGCACGUAGUCACUGUUGCAGGGUGUUUGGGUCUAGCGUGCGUGUUUACUAUAGCCCGCUGUGUAGUACAUUUGUAGAACAUAUUUCUAUAGUAGAAGUGAAAAUUCUUCAUCGAGAACCUUAACUUUCGGAAGGACGAAAAUUCAUCGCAGCUGGUACGAACGGUGGCGCUGAGAAAAACUGAUUGAACUGAUAUACAUAGCUGGAUGAAAUUAUUAACAGAAUCAGCCUUCAAGGAGAAGUUUAACGACGAAAACCCAUCCGGAACCCACAACUGCCAACGACCCAUAAGAAAAUUGGAAAAUUUAUCGCCAACGGCAAAUACACCCACACACUUCGUCCGUCGAUGUUAAAAAUCAGUCGUCCUCUUAGAAAACAGGUCUUUCCAUAAUAUUCGUGUCACGCGGCGACUAUCUCUCGGUGGGGGUGCAUUCAGCCCGGUGGGUCGGUGGCGGAUACAGCAGUGUAUAGUGACAGCAUUAACUAGAAUUAGUGAAGCACGUGCAUCAACCCGUUCGCACGGAGCAGAAUGGGGAGCUUGCCGAAUCUCAAUGAACUGACGACGGAGCGGUUGGAACGGCGCCUGGAAGAACGGGAGCGGAUCCUAGCGAGGGAUCGGAUUAUCGAAAGAGACUUUUCGCGCGAAAAGGAUUCCACUGCCAGAGUGGGGCUGGAAAAGCCGGUGUUUAUCCACCAGCAACAGGUUGCAGCUGCUAAAGCAUUUCUUCAGAAAUGUCCUCCUGCGGCGAGGAAAGUUAUGCGCACCCGAAGCUCAGGCCAAGCACAUCACAUAUGGGACGACCCUAUGAUCGAGCAAUUCAUCACCAACUAUUCACCUGCUUCCUCGCGCAGUCAUCGUUUAGCAGUGGCUCCGCCUUUGACCGUGGGAUACCCUUUCCAAAGCUCAACGCUCGGCCAUCGCCGCCGGGACUCGGUCAACAGUUCAAUCGGAGCUACUUCGGUUCGAAGGCUACUAACGGUGAACAAUCGUAGCUAUGGCUGCCGGCAUAAAAUUCCUACGCACGUGCGACGUAAGGUCACGAAGAACUUUAUUCUGCUCACCAUUGCUCACGGAUUCAUGUGUACGGCAUUGAUUCCUCUUAUUGGACUGCAGGGCUCAAAUUCCACCUGGUUUCAGCAAGAAUCCUGGCUUGCUAUGGGGCCAGAUGUUGGCUCCGGUUUGCUCAGUAUAUGUUGCCUCGUCACGGCUUUCAUGUGUCUAGCUACAACCAAGAUUCUGAGAAAAUUUGGUUACUCGAUUGUAUUGGCCUCCAUUUACGGAGGGUUGUGUGUGUUUCUAGCAACCCAUAUCUACCCAGUACUGGUAUCGCUGGUUCCGGGAUAUCUUGUGCUUGGAUUGAUAUUGGGUCCAUCUGUGAUUUGCAAGCAAACCUUGGUAGUCUCAAUGGCGGGCAAACUAAGCUGUUCUCAACCGGAGUGUGGUGGUAACAGUAUGGCAGGUGUCAACGCCGACAACUACGAUGAUCACAGACUGUUGUGUAGUAGAGACGAGAGCAUUCGACGUCUUGGACGAUGGUUUCGAGCUGCUGGCGAUUUUGGGAUGAUCAUAGGAACAAUCAUAGCGUCGUUUGUACUAUCGUGUGCCUCGUCGAACCGCGUCGGCUGCUUUUACAUAUCGGCUCAGUCUUCAACUAAUAUUAGUGGUACGAUUACUACUACGCAAAUCAACAGUACAUCCAUGAGUGGAAUACCUCUAGCUAACCCGUCCAUCGGAGUAGCGCCGACAUCGACUGGCAAAACCUUUGCAGAUACUGACCCUACGAGCAAGGUAACGACACCAAGUAUGCCCUCACUCAAGGAAACCGUCUUUUUCCUGUACAACAUUCGGUUGCAGCAUCACGAGAACGACGGUUAUCAGCUGGAUCGGUUUCCGUACAGCACGUUCCAAACCAACGACUACGGGGAGCGUAUCUGCGGAUCACAUAUGUGUCCGGUUUGGGAUCGUAACAUCCCUAUAAACAGUAGCGCGAUAAAUUCCUUUAGUCUACAAUCCUACACCGGAACCAUUCCGUUGAUGGGUCUGUAUCUUAUCUGCGCUGUAAUUGCGCUGACCGUUACCGGACUGACGUCGGAUAUCGAACAUAACGUCAAGUUCGACUCUUUUCGAAAGAUGUCAGAUACACUGCUGUUUGCCGGUCCGAUGGCUUACUUUAUUGGAACUGAGCAGGGAUACAUGUUGGCGGAUUUCAUGAAGGCAUUCGUAUCAUGUGAGCUGGGUCCAAACAGUGUAGCUGGAGCCAUGAUCGGAAUGGGAGUCAUGCAACUCAUUGCAGCGUGUACCCUAAGCAUGCUACUAAGGCACACUAAACGAGUCGUCGUUAUAAUUGCCGGUUUCAUAUUCCACGCCUGUCUUCUACUGGUGCUGCUCCGCUGGAAACCCUCGCGGGAUGACAGUGCCGUUCUCUACGUUAUUCCGGCCGCCUGGGGAGUAUGCAACGCCGUUUGGGAUACCCUGAUAACCGCUCUCGUGACCGUAUCGCACAGCACAAAGGUAGCCGAAGUGAUGUCUCCAUUGCAGGCGCUUCGCUUCCUGGGCCUAGGCAUCACCUUUGCCGGGCACGGAAUCUUAUGCGAGGCCCCCAAGAUCAUAAUCCUCGCCAUCCUGCUAGUAAUAUCCGUUAUUCCGUACACAAUGUUAGAGUUGAAACUCGAAACUCAACGCAAAGCUGCCAAAGUAAACUUAUGACGAUUCUGUGCGCACGAAUACUAAUAUUUGCUAAAGCUAAAAUACUUCUAAGAACCUGAGGUCAGAGCUUAAAAGUAUUUUAAAAUUUUGGUAAAAUUAGAUCUCGUACGUUUUAAAUGCAUGAUAUGAAAAACACAAAUCAAUGAGAAUGACAUAAACCCCCGGUUGUUCAUGAACCGCAAGUUAACAUAUAUCCAGAAAUUUUGAAUAAUUUCUAAAUGCUGUGUAACCUAGAACAGAAGAUUAUUUGUUUGGCUACUCGACUGAACACAAUAUCGCUAUUGUGAAAUUCGAGAUAAUUACUAAUGUUAGAACGACAGAAAUAGAAAUAAAUAGAUCGCUCGAGACAAUGAGAAUUUUUGCAAGCUACUUCUCUGACUAACAUCUUAGACAUUUUUCACUGGUCGCGGUCUAUUCCAAAUUUUGAUAAAUAGUAGUAUUUUAACGUUGGCUUUCUCAGUUUAAUUUAAUUAAGACAACUAGUUUGGUAUAGACCGACGUUUCGGUCCCGUGUAUUGGACCGUUUUCAAGGGAUAAGCUGUCGGCCGACUCUCGUUAAGGCAUUCAUUCCGUAUGUAACGAAAGUCGGCCGACAGCUUAUACCUUGAAAAAGGUCCAAUACACGGGACCGAAACGUCGGGCUAUGCCAAAUUAGCCGUCUUAAUUGAAUUAGACUUAGAAAGCCAACGUCAAAAUAUCCAUUCUACCAGUCUCAAUCUCUGUUUACUGUUCUAUUUACUGUCAACAUUUGGAAUAGGUCACCGACUAGCAGUGAAAACGACCUUAGGCAUAGUGAUAGAAAUGAUCUCAUCCAAACCCUGAACAAAAACUAUACAUUUAACUAUUUGUGUGUAUAGAGUACAUAGAAACAACAUUGGUAUCGUUUUCACACACGCAGUUUUGUAUCAAAGCAGAACCAUGUCGCGAAGUAAAGAGUACAUAAACUGGGAAUUUUUACGACAUAUGAUGUUGUGCCAAAAUGCCUAAAUCAUCGUGUAAACAGUCAAGGAAGUAGUGCCAUUGUUUUGCAGUUGUAAUUUUGCAUUCAAACUUAGAGUACAUAGCAACAUAGCUACAAAAAAUGCCGCUAGAUAAUGUGCCAAUCGGGAACUAACAAAAAUAUGUCUGCCUCAUUGCCAAAUCUUGAACCGACAUUACUAUUAAACGCAUAUGAUGUGUGCCAUGUAUUUAGAAUUAAGUCGAUGAAUAUGGAUUGGAUUGAAUGUUGUUUGGUCAUUUGGAUGAGGGAAGCUGAAUGCUAAAUGAUUUAGAGAACCUACAGAUUAUAUUCGCAGCAGAUCAAUAAGUCUUCGUAUUUGUCAACGGUAGAAAGUGACUGAUGUGGCACCGCUGUUGAAAUCAUGAAAAACUAUAGUGUUUGCCACAUGAAUAGCCUAACUAAUCUGGAAUGUGAAUAAACAAUUA